ACAAAUGUGAGCAAUCCCUUAUGUGCUGAAGGAUUUGUGUGUACCCAUUACUCAGAUUACAACUUUUCUUUAAACCUCUCCUCUAAUCACCCCAGCCCUUUAGUUAUGUAAGUGACUCCCUAUGGGAGAGCUCCCACUCCCUCAGGGACUGGUAGGUCCGCACAGUCCGUGGCUCGUGACUCAGCCUUCUUGGGGUCAUUUCUCGGACAGCAGAGGGCAGGGGAAGGACCUGAGGUCGGGUCAGAAUGCAGGGUCCUAGUUGGAGAGGUGCGGCCUGGCCCCGGGAGGAGGAGAGUGGGCCGGGUUUGCCCUCUCUCUCCCCUCCCACUCAGGCCGAAUCGCUGCCUCCUUCCCUCGCUCAAUCCCGCAGCUUCGCUCGGCAGCCGGGUGAGCUCUGGCCAGUCGCUCUGUGCAGCCGCCGCAGCGCAGCCACCAUGUACGUCUGCAGGGCUGCCUGGCAGGCGCUAGCCGCUCGCUUGGCCAGCGUGUCCUCCACUGCCACCCUGCUCAGAAAGCGCGCACCUCUUCGCCAGAUGUCAUCUGGCAGCGUCCCUGGCUCUUCUGGGGAGAACCUGAUUUACUAUCUGUUUGCUGGUGUGGCAUGCACUGCUGGUGGAUAUUAUGCCUACAGAACAGUCACGUCAGACAAAAAGAGGUACAACGAACGUAUUCACGCAAUUCAGCAGAGCAAUACAGCUGAGUGGAAACCAAAACCCUGGCCACCCCAGCGUGAUGAACUGGAGACAGCUGAAGACACUGAAGCAAGUGAGCAGGCCACAGAGGCACCUACAGAAGAGGCUGAAGCACUGACUGCUGAUGAAUCUACAGAACAGAAUGAGAGAUCUAUGGUAUCCACAGAAGCUGAAGGGGAAAAAGAAUCACCAGUUGCAGAUGCAUCCUCUGCUGUGGAGGAAGCACAGCAGGAAGCCACUGCUAGCUUGGAGGCUGCCCAAGUGCAAGAAGCUGUGGGUGAAGACUUGGAUGUUGCAGCACCUUCUGCUCAUGAGGACAACAUAGACAGUAUUCAAGAAGGAACAGCCUCAGCAGCUCAAGAGAUGCCCGACCAGGAGGCUGUUGAGGAUGAGUCUGGGCAGGAUUCAGAAGCUUCUUCGGCAACAACGAGAUCUCAAGAAAUUCCUAAGGAUUCUUAAAGUGAGCAACAGUGACACCGUUGAAGAGUUUCACAGAAAUAUGUAUGACAAUCAACCAGCUGACUGAUGUUCUGAAACCUAAUGCUCUUCUUCGGAGAUGUAAAACAAAUCUUGCAGGUUGUUGCACCUAAAACUGCUUGUUAGGGCUGGCAUUUGAUAUUUUGAUCAGUGUUCAUUCCUUACAACAGAGAACCUAACAUGGCGUAGUUUGUCAGAGAGAAAUAAGCUUUUUCAGUGGGUAUGCUCCUCUCUGAAUCAGAGACCCAGCAUACAGUAAUAUAGGUCAAGGUACCAUAUAGUACACACUAAAUAGAUUUACCAAGAAAACAGCAGAUUUAAUUAAAUCCACAGCAGUUUUUCAUUUAAAUCUAGUUGUUUACAUUGACUCCUUACUGGUAUUCUAAGCUGUGAAAGGUGAUUAUAACAUUGCAAUAUUCCACUUUAUCAUCUUAUUUAUGUUUUACUGAAGUAAAAAUAUUCAUGGCCAUAAUCUCAUACAAACUACAUAUAUGUGACUAAUAUUUUUAUAAAAAUAAAAUAAAAUCUUGGCCCCAAGGCAAGUUUUAUAUUAUAAAUAGGAGCAUUAUUGAUAUUUGGCAUAUGGAGCUAUAGAUAAUGAGGCGUUUAUGUUCUUGUUGCGUAAACAUUUUAGAUUUUAUCCUUUUCCUCACGAUUGUACGCUGUCACUAUUAAAUAGAUUGAACUAAACUUUCAGCCAAGCUAUAAAAAACUAUAAUUCAAGACUGGAAGUGCUUGGAGGCAGACAGCAGCGGGGCUUUUAAAGCUCCUGUUUACAAAAUAUAAUAAAAAACAAUCAAACAAAAAAACUCUUGGCAAGGUGUAACAAUAGUUACACCAUAGAAAAAUUACAGAAAAGCUUGAAAAAUACACACAAAACUUAAUAAUAUGGCCAAAGAUGCAUAUUGAUGAUAGUACUAAAACUAGACCAAAAAUAAUACAUAUCAUAUACAAUUUAUAUGGCAACUAUGAAUCCUAAAUGUAGUACUAGCAUUUCUUCUCUAACGCUGAUGGAGAACUCUGAAAAGAAAAUUAAUGUAGUGUCGUUUACAUGUGGAAUUCUUCCUUCCGAUUACAUGCAAAUGUAUCCUCCCUCCCCGACAUCCUACAGCAAGUUAUAAUGUUGUCAAGAUGAAUAUAUGGCCUCAGUCUCCGCACCCUCUAUAAUGUAGGGGCAGAACGGGGCUUCUGAACUUCAAUAAUCUAUACUUCAAACUUUCACUUUAAAACAAUGCUAUUCUGAUUAGAAACAAAUACUAUUCUGGGAAGACGUGUUUUAAAUAAAAGUCUUAAACUGA
Molecule: messenger RNA, 2467 nt
Organism: Chelonoidis abingdonii (Abingdon island giant tortoise)
Lineage: Eukaryota; Metazoa; Chordata; Testudines; Testudinidae
Gene: MGARP
Product: mitochondria localized glutamic acid rich protein
Biological process (GO): anterograde axonal transport
Cellular component (GO): mitochondrial outer membrane; mitochondrion
Source: RefSeq, a predicted model, not a curated record